AACGGAGCGACGGCGGCGGCGAAGCGGCCAGAAUGAUCUCAAGCGUCGUCAUCUUGGCCCUUCUCUCGAGGAUCGUCGUGUUUCUGCUCCAGGCCAUCUUCAAUUGGGUGGUUCCGGACCACAAUGCAGAUGCCUUCCGAGCUGCCUGGCCUCGGAGUGACGCGAUCGGCGACCGCGCCGUGGCCUGGUUCUUGGGCGGACUGACCCGCUGGGAUGCCCAGUACUUCCUGCACAUCGCCGAGCACGGCUAUACGUACGAGCAGACGUUGGCCUUCUUCCCCCUCUACCCGUGGCUGCUCCGCCGGGUCGCGAAUGUCUUCGUCGACCCCUUUCUAAGCUCCCUGCUCGCGCGGCACAGCGCGCUCGUCCUCGCCGGCGUCUUCCUCAACGUCGGGCUGUUCGUCGUCGCCGCCGCCUCGCUGCAUCGCCUCACCAGGAGGCUCUUCUCCAAGGAGCUCGCCGACGAGGCGCUCCUUCUCUUCUGCUUCAACCCGGCAUCCAUCUUCUUCUCCGCCUGCUACACGGAGUCCCUCUUCGCCGCCGUCAGUUUCGGGGGUCUUGCCCUCCUCGAGCACGGACACCCCAACCUCGCGACCCUCCUCUUCUUCCUCGGCGGGUUCGUCCGUUCCAACGGGUUUCUUUCGGCCGGGUUCCUCCUCUACUCCGGCCUUGUGCUCAACUGGACUCCGUUCCGCUCGUUCCUCCGUGCAGCCGUCUGCUUCGUCCCAUUCGUCCUGUUCCAGUGCUACGCCUGGUCCCUCUUCUGUGUGCCAGACUACUCCGGCCGGCCACCGGCGCUGGUCGCGAGUCAAGCGUCCGAAGCCGGCUACAAGCUAGCCGGCCGCAACGCGUCCGAGUGGUGUUCGGCGCCGCUGCCCUUCUCGUACGGCUACGUCCAGUCACGCUACUGGGACGUGGGGUUCCUGGCGUACUACCGGCCGAAGCAGCUCCCCAACUUCCUCCUGGCGCUGCCCGCGGCGGCGGUUGUCGCCGGUUGCUGCGCCCGGUUCUCGAGGUCGCCGGGAGACGCGAGGCACGUGCCCUACGUCCUCCACGCGGGCGGUCUCUUGCUGCUCUGCGUCCUCUUCGCCAACGUGCAGGUCACGACGAGGCUCCUGGCUGCAGCGAGCCCGGUCCUCUACUGGUCCACCUUCCUGGCUGCAGAUCCACGUCCGCGCACCAAGGGCCUCCACGUCUGGGCGGACGUGGUCCGCAAUCUGUGGCAGAGGGAUCUCCAGUGCAAGCGUCUGGUGACUUACUUCGCGGCUUAUGCCGUCGUGGGCACCGCGCUGCACGUUAAUUUCCUGCCGUGGACUUAGGCAGCCGCGAGCUUGGUGCGGCAUCUGCGUGCAUUCCACGGGUUUGUGGUCGUUUCCUCGAAGGAACCGCGGUUUUUAAUCUUCAGCUCAAUUGCGCCGUGACUAAAACAUUGGCCCGAAGUGAUUCGGAGCGCGUUUUGGCUUUUCGUUUCGCGCCUUAGUUUCUGUGUGGAACAGGAGACAGAAAUCUAGUAGCAUUUUUUUUCUGAGUUCUGCCUGAAACGAGGAGGUCGCGUCUAUGACGAAAGAGGUGUGGUACCACGUCAACACGAGUAUGGUGGAACCCCAAUCGCCGUAAUAUUCGGAGAGAUGCCCCACUCCCGAAAGAUAAUCCACCCCCUAUUUUGGCAUGAUUUGCUAUUUCUUCGGAAAUACCUAAAGAUAGCCCACUUCUAGCAAGUGCAAAGCCCUGGUGAAUGGUGAGCUCGGCAGAAAUGGUGUUACAUAGCCAAGGCGGGAGAUGAGAGAACGUUGCCAACUCGGAAGGACGGUCGUCUUUGGCUCAUCGCCCCUCCCUUCGAUUGCAAGUUUCGCGUGUCACAAAAUCUAAAAGGAACAUUUUUUUUUAACUUCUCUUGAUUGUACAGCGAAAGUUAGCCCACUUCCUAUUUUCACCCGAUUGGCUAUAGAUUUUAGGUGGGCUAUCUGUCAGGAUAUUACGGUACACAACUUUAACGACGCCUGCAAAAAGGUUGUAAAAUGUGGGAUGCUGUCUGAUUCGGGAAUGUGUAAUCGGGGUUCCAUUGCAUAAUGCUUUAUCACCUAUUAGUAUACUCGUCACCUCAAGAAAAAACAAGUUUUGUGCACAGUUCAUGCACUGCAAAAACUAGUGAUUACAAAGUUUCAUUGUCACAGAAAAAAAACUAUGUUUUUUUUUUUUGCAUUUUAAAUGAGUGUUUUGAUCAAAUGAGAAAUAACUGAUCUCAAAUGCACAUACAAGUACCUUACUUCACCACAUAAAGGGAGAAAAGAGCCCCAUGAAAAGUGUUUUCAUUAUGUUUAUUGAGCUGAAAAUGAAAAUGGUACAUUGUGAGAAGCAAAGAGGAUUAACUUUGAGAAUAGCGAGCAUAAUGGAAGUAAUAAUCAAUCAAUCAUUCGCUUUUUAUUUUUGCAAGAAAAAGAAAAGUGGAGACACGGGAGCGUAACUUUGGUUUCAAGCUACCAAACGUGUCCACAAAAAUUUCUGGAUCAAGAUCCUUUUUUGUUAUUGAGAUCAUUGAGUGCAAACAAAGCAUCUGGCUGAAAGCUGCUUUGCUUCUAUCGCCUUGCUCGAGGUACUUGAAAAAGUUACAUCUCGAUUUCCUUUCGUGGUCUUUCUGAGAGCUUUCACGUCGCUCGUAUAGAAGAUGAGCGACGUGACGUGGACCCAGGCGCCAAACACUUCAUUUUAUUGCAACAGAUGUAACUAGGAAGAGAGAAAAAUAAAUGAAUAUAGUGGAGGAGCUAUAUCUAGAACAAACACUUUGUAAUAUAUUCUAGCGUAUACAUAGUAAUGGUACACCUCUCAGGGCAAUGACUCUCCUUGCAAGUUUUGGAGUGUGGAAGAUGUUUGUUGCUUAACGCUGAAAGAAUGGUUUCAUGCGAGAACUAGUCCUAUAAAAGGUUGUACAGACGAAAGCCAAACUCAACCUGUACCAAGAUGGUUAUGUCCUUGUUAAUACAAACGAGGUUGUCCGGUUUGACUCAAGACUUCGCUCAUUAGACUGGGACGGUACGGAUAAUCCGUCUGCAGGACAGAAAACAGACUGACAGUCAUUUUUGUCAUUUCACAUAGCUUGAGUGUUCAUUAUGAGUGUACUUAUUGUGUUUGUUAGUGUGCUGCAUAUUGUAAACUGAAUACAAAGGCCAUCCAGUAGAGUUCAACACUUGCAGGCUAAUGGCAGUUAAAUCGAACACCCCGAGCUUUGUGAAAUGUAGAUUGAAGGUGACAUACAUCCGCAUCUUUGCAUUAUAAUCCGUUCCGCUUUAAGUGCGAGCGUAGCAGAAGUUACAAGAGUGAGCUCCAGGAUUUCAACGUCUUUGUCAAGCGCACAUGCUUGUGCCGUCCAAGCAUUAUUGAAAGCGACACGCUUGUGCUUGUAGCUGCAAAGUCAUGGAGCGAAAUCAACUAUAGUGGUUCAUUCUCUGCUGGCUACUCCGUGCCCUCGCAGGCUUUCCAUUACUCAAGCCCGAACAGUGUCUAGAUGCUACCUAUUGGUGACAUGCAUAAUCAAAAGCAUCGCUGUGGUCAACCUUCCGUGGUUGACUGAAUGCUUGCUACAAUGUCUUCAGUACGAUUAAUCCUGUAAUCAUAGACUGGAAUAAGGUUAAUUUCAGACUUUCAACUUUGGCAGUGUUAGUUUGAUUAGA
This is a messenger RNA of Ixodes scapularis (black-legged tick), 3668 nucleotides long. RefSeq names its product GPI mannosyltransferase 2 (gene PIG-V). Lineage: Eukaryota; Metazoa; Arthropoda; Arachnida; Ixodida; Ixodidae. The record is from RefSeq and is a predicted model, not a curated record. Gene Ontology annotation, cellular component: mannosyltransferase complex; endoplasmic reticulum membrane. Gene Ontology annotation, molecular function: GPI mannosyltransferase activity; alpha-1,6-mannosyltransferase activity. Bases 33 to 1319 code for a protein of 428 amino acids. Gene Ontology annotation, biological process: GPI anchor biosynthetic process. The transcript has 3 exons.